Molecule: messenger RNA, 1139 nt
Organism: Clarias gariepinus (North African catfish)
Lineage: Eukaryota; Metazoa; Chordata; Actinopteri; Siluriformes; Clariidae
Gene: smn1
Product: survival of motor neuron 1, telomeric
Exons: 9
Coding region: 73-912 (279 amino acids)
Biological process (GO): mRNA processing
Cellular component (GO): nucleus; cytoplasm
Molecular function (GO): RNA binding
Source: RefSeq, a predicted model, not a curated record
UCAGUGCGCACGCUGCCAGGAGCGUUUGGGAAAUAUUUCGCAGUGUGUUUAGUGUGGUGCUGGCUUCUUCUCAUGGCCAAUGGAACAGGUGAUGUUGUGUUUUGUCGCGGGACUGGACAGAGUGAUGACUCUGACAUUUGGGAUGACACAGCCCUGAUAAAAGCUUACGAUAAAGCCGUGGCAUCUUUUAAGAAUGCGCUGAAAGGAGAAGACGCUAUGGCGCCACAUGCCAAAGGGAAACCUGGCAAUAAACGAAAAAACAACAAAAAGAGCAAGGGCAGAAAGAAAUCUAACACGUCUCCUGACGGAGAGUGGAAAGUUGGUGAUGCCUGUUUGGCAUACUGGUCUGCAGAUGGAAACUUGUACGCAGCUACAAUUUCCUCAGUUGACCACGAGAAGGGCACCUGCGUCGUAUAUUAUAACGACUACGGGAACGAGGAGGAACAGAAUCUGAGUGACCUUCUCCAGGAUGCUGCAGAAGCGGAUGGAGAGCCACAAAAGAUGGUUGAUGGGAAGGAGGUGGAGUCUUCUACAGAGGAGAGUGAACAGUCUUCUACUCCACAUCAGUCUAAUCAACAGAAACCCAAAGCUAAAGGCAGAGCUCCAGUGGUACCUCCUAUGUGGGCCCCUGGCUUUCCUCCUGUUCCUCCUCCUGGCUCUCACUUAAGAAUGCCUGACAGCAGAAGAGGAGGAGGCCCUGGACCUGCUUUUCCCGGCUGGUCCCCGAUGAUGCCUCCAGGUCCACCGAUGAUCCCACCACCACCACCGAUUAGUCCUGACAUGUUGGAGGAUGAUGAGGCACUAGGUAGCAUGCUGAUCUCCUGGUAUAUGAGUGGGUACCACACAGGAUACUACCUAGGCUUGAAACAAGGUCGCAAAGACGCUGCCGCAAAGAAAUUGCAUCACAAAUGAAGCUCAUUCUGGUUGGACCCAUGUGGAAAGGGAUCAUGGACUGCUUCUCCAUGAAUCUCCUUCCUUAUAAGGUGCGUUCAUGUUAAUCACCACCUUCAGUUCUAAUGAAAGCUGAUAAUUCAUUUUAUAAUCGUAACCGCUGUUUCACUACACUAAAAGCUAUGAUUGUGCAAAUUGAACAAAACUCAAAAUAAUCUAAAAUAGCCCAUUCUCCUAAAGGGUGCCAA